GCGCUGCCCUCACCUUUCGGGGGGCUCCUGCCCGGCUCCCCCUGCCCCGGCGUCACAGGGGCGCAGUGCCGUCAGUGCAGUGGGGAGGGCUCAGUGCUGCCCUGGCUGCGUGGGGUCGUGGGGGCCGUGCCGUGCCCACCCCCCCGUGCCCCGCAGAGCUUCGCCGUGCGCUCGCUGGGCUGGGUGGAGAUGAGCGAGGAGGAGUUGGCACCUGGCAGGAGCAGCGUUGCUGUCAACAACUGCAUCCGCCAGCUGUCCCUGCACCAGCACGACGCGCCCGGCGCGUGGGGGGGGGGCCGGGCCAUGCUGCUGCUCCUGCAGAGCCAGACGUUGAAGCUGGUGGACCCGCAGGACCAGAGCCUGCUGCACGCACAGCCCGUGGCCAGCAUCCGCGUCUGGGGUGUGGGGCGCGACAGUGGCAGGUGGGGGCAUGGGGACUGGUGGUGGGGACGGCACGUCUGGGGCUGUGUGGGAUCUUCUGGGCACGUGGAAGGGGGACUUGCGGCCUGUGUGAGGUCUGCUGAGGGGUACAUAGGGGUGCCUGAGUGCAGGGGGUGGGCACUGCACAGGACUUGGGGUGGGUCUGUGCACCUGGGGGGCCGUGGGGGAGUCCCGUGCAUGCAGAGUUCUGGGUGCUGGUGCAUCUGUCUGGGUGUGGGGUGCAGGGUGCGGGGGGUCCCACGCGUGCAGGAUGUGGGAGAUCCACGUGCUUGCUGGGGGGUCCUGUGCAUUGAGAGUGCGGGGUCCUGGGGUGGGUGGGAGCCUCGUGGGCUGGGUGCCGGGCUCUGUGCUUUGGGGUGGCGGCGCACCUGGCCUCGCUGACUCUGUUCUCUGGCUCUCUCCUGCUGCUCUGGCUGGGCACCCAGGGAGAGGUAGGGCAGCACCGCAACCCCGGCCCCUGCCUGCAUCGUGCUGCGCCGGGG
Meleagris gallopavo (turkey) is the source of this 923-nucleotide messenger RNA. The record is from RefSeq and is a predicted model, not a curated record. NCBI's taxonomy places the organism in Eukaryota, Metazoa, Chordata, Aves, Galliformes, Phasianidae.